Homarus americanus (American lobster) is the source of this 543-nucleotide messenger RNA. RefSeq lists its product as uncharacterized. NCBI's taxonomy places the organism in Eukaryota, Metazoa, Arthropoda, Malacostraca, Decapoda, Nephropidae. The transcript is spliced from 2 exons. The record is from RefSeq and is a predicted model, not a curated record. Bases 31 to 381 code for a protein of 116 amino acids.
GACAGAAGAGGCAAGGCAUCCCUACACGUGAUGAGAGAAUACAUAGCGCCCUUUGGGAUAGGUCUGGCCUAUCCUAAAUACGUCCCUUACAUAGCCAAGUUCAACACCAUCAUCAGGAAAUUGACGGAGGCCGGUCUAGCCAAGAAGUGGUUAGCUGAUAUAAUUAUUAAGAGUAAACAAGCCAAGAUUACUCGUAGGAACAAGCAGGAAGGUGACCCAGGGGCCUCCGACGAGUCAGAGGAAGCCUCACAGUUUCGACCUCUGACUAUGGACAACCUUCAAGGGGGUUUCAUCCUCUUGUUGCUAGGUUAUGGCCUUAGCACUCUGGGUUUGAUGGCUGAAUUGACUUUCAAGGUCAUCCUCGGGCACUGUAUAGGCUAGUAAUGGAGUGACACUUGAUCUUUGACCUCAUAAAUGAAUAUCUUUAUCAGUCUAUUUGUCUCGCAUACACGCAGCACAACGAGAAGCAUUCGACGAACAUUGGGCACACCUGAAACAACGGGGUAGCGCCACUAUGACGCUGUAACCUCCACUACAAGGAGU